CGCGUCACAACUCUUGGCGCUACUUCUUCCAAAAAACCAGUGUGCUGCGGUGUUCCGCAAGGCAGUAUCUUAGGACCAAUACUCUUCCUCCUGUAUGUGAAUGAUUUACCAGACGCUGUGACGAACUCGACAGUUGCGUGUUUUGCAGACGACACCAAAAUCUUCCGUAGAAUUGACUCCAUCACCGAUGCUAUGUUACUCCAGGAUGACAUCAAUAACCUUCAAUCCUGGUCCACGUCAAGCGGUCUCGUGUUUAACGAAGGAAAAUGCAAAAGUAUUAGCAUUACCAGACGUAGUCAACCAAUCCAUCAUCUAUAUAGCAUCAAAGGCAAAGAACUUGCACUUAUACCAGCAGAGAACGAUCUGGGAAUUUGGAUUGCGAGCGAUCUAACCUG
Paramuricea clavata is the source of this 395-nucleotide messenger RNA. NCBI's taxonomy places the organism in Eukaryota, Metazoa, Cnidaria, Anthozoa, Malacalcyonacea, Plexauridae. The record is from the annotation of a GenBank genome assembly.